AUGGGCUGUUCAAGUAGUUUAUUUGCUAGCCACAAAUUGAAUCGUUCACGUUCUCUCGAUCUACUUAAAAAUCGAUACAAAUCUGAUUCGAUUGAGAAUGAAUUUAUUUUGACGGGUUGGGCCAGCAUCGUGUCUCGCAUUGAACUAGUCAAACAUUUGCCUGAUUGUACAAUUAAGGAUGCUGUAGAUAAGAUUAAGGCGACCGAUGAACUUCAGAAUGAUAAAAGUAUGGACAAAGUCUAUAUUGCACUUGAACGAGCUCAAUCUGAAUCCGAUAUAACUCAUCUUGUUUAUGCCUACACUAUCGAGAGUAAUUUCUAUAGAAUAUUGAAUAGAAAACUUUCAAAUUUAUCUGUCUCGAACAAUCUAACAGAGUAUUUAACGGCAAUGUUUAUUAAGACUAGCAAGAAUCAUAAUGAUAAAACAGUAGAUUGGCCACUUUAUUUUACUAGUAUUAUAUUGAAAGGUGUCAAUACUGUGGGAUCACCUUUGAAAUGCUGUUGUGGUCGCACAUAUCGUGGACUUACUAUUACAAAACAUGACUUGUCGCUUUAUAAAGUUAAUUCACUCGUUAUUCAAAAAACUUUCUCGUCUUCAUCAAAACUUCGCUCAAUGGCUGAAAUAUUUGCUCAACAACCCGAAUUUGGACGAAUGCCUGCUUUAUUCGUAUUUAUUAUGGAUGUUACUAAUACAUUAUGUAUUGAUUUAGCAGGUAUCUCCGAGUAUCCAAAUGAAGAAGAAGUACUAAUCCUUCCUCUUUCUAUAUUUAUGGUGACAAAAAUUGAUCAAACUAAACGUAAUGGUUAUAUUGAAAUUGAAUUGAAAGCAUUUACGUCAGAAGAACUAUUAGAAUCAACUAUAUCUCAGAUGUUUAGCAUAACUACUCCUAUUAAUUUAAUCGAAUCAACUGCAAACUAUCUUGAUCAUUUAAGCUUGGCUAUACUGAGGAAAAGCACAAGUCACAAGGAUCUCUUCGACAGUAUUCUUAAUCAAAGUGAUGAUAAUGAUGGGAAUAACGAUGAAACCGAACAUAUCAACGAAAAUAAUAAUCAUGAUGAGAAACGAAAUGCCAUUGAACAAUGA
Rotaria sp. Silwood2 is the source of this 1083-nucleotide messenger RNA. Lineage: Eukaryota; Metazoa; Rotifera; Eurotatoria; Philodinida; Philodinidae. The record is from the annotation of a GenBank genome assembly.